This is a messenger RNA of Symbiodinium natans, 1053 nucleotides long. The record is from the annotation of a GenBank genome assembly. Lineage: Eukaryota; Dinophyceae; Suessiales; Symbiodiniaceae.
AUGUCUCUGGCGGCCACACCUGCAAAGCACAAAGUGCUCUGCAUCGUCAGCCUGCAUGUCUUGGUGCUCGCCCUCGUACGAGGGGAUGGCCCUGUGAGCUGCGCGGGCGGCUGGGCGUUGAUAGGAGACAGGUGCUUCCACUACAGUGCUGAGGAACGAAAUUACGACGAUUCUGUCGCGUACUGCCAUUCACUCGGGUCCGUGAUUGCCAGCAUCCACAGCGAAACGGAGAAUGAGGCAGUGACCGGCUUGAUUCCUACUGGAGACGGCAGAUCUGCCUACAUCGGGGCAGAAAGCAAUGGCGCGCGUGUGUGGAGCUGGUAUGAUGGCACCGAAUGGUGGCAGCCUGCAGUACAUGGUGGUCUCGACGGAGUGAGCGAGACUCGCGUGGUCAUCAAUGACAAAGCGCGUGACGAUCGGAAGUGGCAUGACUGGCUAACCGGUGAUGUCCCGCACGGAGUGCUUUGUGCUGCCUCCUUUCGAAGCAUUGUAACAGCGAUUCCGCCCACAGCAUGCUCUCCAUUUUGUUGGAGCGGAUGGUCUUUGAUAGAGGAGAGGUGCUUCCUCUACAGUGAUCAAGAACGCAGCUACAACGAUUCCGUCACGUAUUGCAGGUUACUCGGAUCCGUGAUUGCCAGCAUCCACAGUGAAACUGAGAAUGCCGCAGUGACCGCCAUGAUUCCAGUUGGAGUCGGCAAAUCUGCCUACAUUGGGGCAGAAAGCAAUGGCGAGGGAGUGUGGAGCUGGCAUGAUGGCACCGAAUGGUGGCAGCCUUUGGUACAUGCUGGUCUCGACGGAUGGAGAGAGACUCGCGUGGUCAUCAAUGACAAAGCGCGUGACGAUCAGAAGUGGCAUGACUGGCUAACCGGUGAAGACAUGCACGGAGUGCUUUGUGCUGCUUCACUGCAGACAGUUGUUUACUCACCGUCGCUCUGCCCAGCUGAAUCGACUCCCGCUCCAGAUAGCAGCAGCGCUGUAGCAGCAGCACUGGGGCCGGCAGCACUGGGGCCGGCAACAGCUGCGGCGAUCCUUUCGCUGCAGCUGGCCCUCUGA